Messenger RNA from Arachis duranensis, 1264 nucleotides. RefSeq lists its product as uncharacterized. The transcript is spliced from 7 exons. Lineage: Eukaryota; Viridiplantae; Streptophyta; Magnoliopsida; Fabales; Fabaceae. The record is from RefSeq and is a predicted model, not a curated record. Bases 112 to 825 code for a protein of 237 amino acids.
CAAUUGGCGGGAACAAGCCGUUAAUUUUGGAUAACGCUUUGAAUCGGAUUCGGGUAAAAAAGUUGCUUUCUUUAAUUGAGCAAGUUGAGGGGGUUUAUCGGUUUGUCAUCGAUGGCGAACCCUUCUGGGAACCACCAAGAACAGACUCAUGUUUCUUCUUCGCUCAACGGCAACAACAACCCUGAGGCUUCGGCUUCUGCUUCAGCUCUCGCCAUGAAGCACAACCCUGGAAUCUCUCUCGAUUGGACCCCCGAAGAACAGUCCAUUCUUGAAGAUGGACUCAGCAAGUAUGCCUCGGAAACAAAUAUAGUGCGGUAUGCAAAGAUAGCCCUUCAACUACAAAGUAAGACCGUCCGAGAUGUUGCGCUGCGAGUUAGGUGGAUGAAUAAGAAAGAAAAUAGCAAAAGAAGGAAGGAUGAUCACAAUUUGACGAGGAAAAGUAAAGAUAAGAAGGAAAGAGUUUCAGAUGCUGGCGCAAAGUCAUCUCACUUUCCUGCUCGUUCCAAUGUUCCCCCAUAUGCUCCUCCUAUGAUUACAAUGGACAAUGAUGAUGGUAUCCCUUGUACAGCAAUCGGAGGUCCCACUGGCGAGCUAUUGGAACAAAAUGCACAGGCAUUGAAUCAGAUCUCUGCUAAUCUUUCUUCUUUUAUGAUACAAGAUAACAUCAAUCUUUUCUGCCAAACCAGAGACAACAUCCUUAAAAUCAUGAAUGAGUUGAACGAUUCGCCGGAAGUGAUGAAGCAAAUGCCGCCUCUUCCUGUGAAGGUGAACGACGAUCUAGCGAAUUCCAUACUUCCAAGAACUACUCUCCCAACACAAUCAUGAUGCUACUUUGUCAUCCCUUUUUUCCAUAUUUCUGCCUUCAGUGGAACUCAAUUCAUAUUCUGCCUCUGAUCGGGAUAAUAACUGCCAAUCAUUGAAUCAAGUUGACUCGAGAUUUACCAGUUGGAGGAAAAAAGAGAAAAGAAAAAGGAGAGAUAUAAUGAAAUAAUUGUUGAUAAUUAAGUUGUACUAGUCUUCAUUUUUUUUUGGUUAAUUCUGUUUUGCAAAUGUUGGUUGUUUUUCUCUUGUUCUUAUUGGCUCUAACCUUAGUUGGAACUAUAGGAAUUAUUAGUGUUCUUGUUAUUAAUUGAGUUCAAUUAAAUUUAGUAGAUGAUUGAUCAAUAAGUAGUGCUAUAAUUCCAUUUAUCGUCCAUGUUAUUUUGUUUGCAGAUCUUAAUGUUGUUCAUAUUGUUUUAAAUUAUAGAUGUAUUUACCUUAUUUA